AUGGCCACGAGAGAAGUGCAAGCGCUCACGGCAACAAUCGCACCCGUGGAAAUGCCAGAGCUGCUGGAAUCCGAAGCAGCCGGUGAUGCAGUCGACGUCGGUGACGCAACGCUCGUGAGGCUACCAGAGGUCACUGGUGAGGCGGAUGCGGUAUCCGCCGAAGAUGCCGUUGCAGUUGCGGAUGCUGAGGUCACUUCAGUCGCAGCUGGAACAUCGCCACACCGCCCGCAAUUCUUCGCGACCGACGUCGCGAUAAUCUCCCUGAACCUGUCGGAACUCGCCGUGCAGAAGCAGCUAUACGACGUCGUCUUCCCGCCGUCACCGCACCCCGCCACCAUGUCCCGGACAAUAGAGCUGAUGGGCGGCCCGGCACAUGACGGCAGUGAAUCGUACCCGUCGGCCUGGUUGAGGUAA
This is a messenger RNA of Colletotrichum fioriniae, 414 nucleotides long. RefSeq lists its product as uncharacterized. NCBI's taxonomy places the organism in Eukaryota, Fungi, Ascomycota, Sordariomycetes, Glomerellales, Glomerellaceae. The record is from RefSeq and is a predicted model, not a curated record.